Molecule: messenger RNA, 2295 nt
Organism: Penicillium malachiteum
Lineage: Eukaryota; Fungi; Ascomycota; Eurotiomycetes; Eurotiales; Aspergillaceae
Exons: 1
Coding region: 1-2295 (764 amino acids)
Source: RefSeq, a predicted model, not a curated record
AUGGACCAGGAAGAAGCCCCACCGCCGCCUUACUCUGCUGUCGAUCCUUUACUGCCGCCGGCGAAUAAUAGCAGUGGGGAUGCUCAGUCGACAUCAGGUCCUGUGCGUGAACAUGUCGCAGAGUUACCAGCUGCCGGUAGCUCCCGGAUUGUGGACCUUCCUCCAUCGACAACCCCUGCUAUUGUGCCAACCAAUUUUACAUCUGCGGUAGCUUACUUCGAGGAGAGGCUCCCAUUGGUAUCAGAUGACAAUCGCGGCAUUUUGCACCACCACAUGACGAUAUAUCCCCGCAGCCAGAGCAAGGAUUUCCCUCGAAGGCCGCGCUGUUGGGCAUCUCGACGGGAUGAAAUUACUCAACAAGACUGGGAUACCUUCCUUCGUUAUCUAUUUCCCCCACACCUGGGAUUAGCCGCGGCCUCACAGCAAUUACAUCCUCACGUAAGGGCAGAGAUACAGCGAGAUCGUAAGGAUCGACCACAGGAACCGGAUGAACAGCGGCGUGCGCGUAUUAUGGCCGUGGUUGAUGAGUGGAAUCAAUGCUUCUUUGAACCUCGAGCUGCGGGUAUCGUCUCUGUCUAUAUUGGAGAAGCGGAUGGGGCGCCUGAAUCUGCCUUGUGUCCUCGUUGCUAUCCUGCCGCAACGAAAGCUACACAGGGUACUACUACUAGUAGUGCGUCACCAUCGGUUGAAGGGCAAUCAUCACCAUGGAGCUCGAGUACACCAUCUCCAGUUCCAGGCCAGCAUGCUCAAUCUCCAGGGUGGCCGUUCGUCCCAGGACCGUAUGGAAUCCCACCUGGCCCUGUACCGUAUGGCACGCCAUACGGCGUUCCCCCAGGUCCUAUGCACCAACAACCUCCACCACCGGGAGCAGCGCCUUGGCAAUACCCUUAUCCUUAUGCUCACGCCCCAAAUUCAGGCGGUGGGACAUCCAAGAGCGGUCCAUUCGGCUGGAUCUCCAACAUAACAGCACAAGCACAGAAAUACGGAGAGCGAUUCGCAGAGCAGGCGCAGCAUUAUGGUGAUCAAAUCAGUGCGCAAGCUAUGCAAUAUGGCCGACAGGUCGAGGAACAUGCCAGAUGGGUUGAAGAACAAGCUCGGUUCAGCCGAAAAUACAAUACCUAUGCGCCAGGCGGAUACGGUCCACGUCCUCCUUGGCUUCCUGCUCAGACGGGCACGCCACCUGCUGCUCAAACCGCUCCGGUUGAACUCGAUUCAUUAGCUGUUCGUCCAACCAGUACACAGUCUGCACCAGUUCAAACCAGUACAUAUUUCGUCCCAGUUCAACCACAAACCUCCGCUCAAACGCGAAGCUCAGUCCAGGUGCAGAGCUUACCACAGACUCAAACGCUACCCCAGACCCAAAGUUCACCCCGACCGCAAAGCUUGGUUCAAACCGAAACCCGUAACCUGGACGAAGACAAAGAUCAUACCGCGACUGAGAGUUCUCGUCGCGACUCAGUUGACUCUAUCGCAUCUGAUGGCUCACUCAGCUCCUUCCACUCUUUAUCCUCAUGCUCUGAUCUCGACGCCUCCGAUUUGGCCAAAGUUCGCACUCAGCUCCAGUCUUUGAAUUACUGCCACGAUAGGGUUCUAUACGAUGCGGCUGUCGAUCUCCGUGAUCAACUCGAUGUUCUCAAGGUUUCUCGUCGUGAAGCCCGGUCUUCUGGCCGUCCAAGCUGGGGACGUGGCCAAGGCCGUCAAGGAUCUCAAGCACGAGACCACACUGAUUGGGGCCGAUGGGACUCUCCUGAGGCGCAACAGCGUCAGGAUAGAGAGAAGAAAGCCAUGAAGGAAGAGUUACGGGCUACAAGGAAGGCUUUUCGCGAGGUCGUUCGCAGAGCUCGUGAAGAGCAGCACGAAUCAAGGCGAGUUCGCAAGAAGCGUCAGCGAAAGGAAGGGAAAAACAAGUCUGUUGAUAAGGGUAAUACCGUGUCCAAGGACCAGGUCGCCUUGGAUCAACGCUUGAGUAGUCUUUCCUUGAGCCAGCAACAGACUGCUCACCCCGUCCGGGCUCAGACCGAUUCCGCUGGCUAUAACUAUGCAGCUCACCCUGCACCUGUGCGUGCUGAUACUAGCUCGGUAAUCAGCAGUGCCAGCUCAAUUCAUGCUCGCUCGUCUUCCCAGACAAGCACGACCGAGCCUCCUGCAGAGGGUACAGAUCGGAAGAGCAUGUCAGGAGCGCAGAGACUUCGUGACAAGUUGAAAUCACGUUCUGCCAAGAAACAGCAGCAGUCAAGUACUGCCGAACCUGAGUCUAAAAAUGGCGAGUCCAGAUCGUGGAAGAAGAACGAUUGA